GAUACAUUCACACAUGCUCUCACACACAAUCGCUCAGGCAGCCAGCAGGCGAGGAAACACAGGCAUCAUGACCCUGCCUGAGGACACACUCCAUGCUGAAUCUUCCAACAAAUGACGCCUUUUCCACAACUGAACUUCAAGGCAGAAUAAACCUCUUUGACAACAUGAUGAGGAAUCUCUAAGGGAGUUUUUCUUCCUUUUUAAAAAACUACCAACAAGGGUGACAAGUUGAAGUUUCCUACACCUCAGGGAUUGUUACAGCAACAUGAGUGUCAAGAGGAAAAAGGCUGGGCUGGUCAUCAGCUGGCAGAAGUCAUUCUCUAUCCUGGCUCCUUGGAGGAAAGGUAAAGGAGACACGUUACUGGACAGCGAGGUUGUUCUGACAAAAAUGAAGCUUUUAAGCAACUUCAACGAGAGGCUCCUUAUGACUGACGACUCUACAUCCACCAUCUCCACAGUGUCGGUUUCCAAGCAGGACGUCUCGGACCCCACCAAAGCUCCCAAGGUGAAUUCCCACCUUUAUGUCAAGUCCAGGCAGCCUCAGCUGGAGUCUGGCUCAGACUACCUGUCUGCAAUUUUCUCAGACCCUCAGCUACCGAGGCUGUACAAGUUUGAAUCAGAGGACUCUGGAGUGGAGCUACCCAGUGGAGCUAACUCUCCGUCCACCCCGACAGGCUCUGAGCAGAGUUUUGUGGUCCACAGUCGAGAGUCAUCUUGCGACUCCUGCAACUUAAACUCUGACCCUGCCACUCUCCCUGAUGAACUAUCCACACAUGGACAGAGCCCUGAGAUUAAACCGGCAGAAGACUUGGUGGAUAACAGUCUGAGUACAGCAGUGGAUACUCAGGACAAUGUGCUCAUGCCCUUAAAUGAAUUCAGUUUUUCAGCUGAGAGUAUAGAACUGCACAUAGGUGAGAACCUGGACAAGGACCAGUGUGGGGCUUCAGGAAUCAACCCUGAAGGAGAUGAGGAGAGGUCUGAACAGCUUGAGGAGAACAGUGCUGUAACUGAAAGGAUCUGUUCAGAGAAUACGAGGCCUAGGAUACAAUCGUCGACAGAAGCCUAUGAUGACAUGACAGGCAAUGACUUUGAGCCGGAGCCUUUAAGAAGGAGUGCCACCACUGACAGCCUUGAGGAGUACAUGGACGAAUGCUGCAGACUCAGUGAGGUACAGCAGAGUUCCAACCCUCUGGGCUCAGGACUGGGAUACCUGGAGCACAUCUGCCAGCUUAUUGAGAAGAUCGGCCAGCUGCAGGAGACCAACCUCCUGCUGCAGAGACAGAUCUGCAGCCUGCAGAAGGAUGGCAGGAUGGCAAAGACCAAAGAGGACUUUUUCCAACAGCACUGCAGCUGUGGUGCAGCCAGUCUGGCCUUUCAGGACGCGCAGAAGCGACACUCCAGAAGUGAGUUUUUGUCACCUAGUGGAACGCUCUCUGACCUGUCCACCAUCCCUGAGGUCACCCGGCACCCACUUCUAUCAACCAGGAGAGACAUGAGCAGCGAGGCUUUGACAGCCGUACCUCUUUGGAGGAGAGGCCUGAACCGAAGGAGUUACACUGAGGGGGAGGUCCACUUCCUCGGUGACAGCACCGAGGGGCUCUCCAUCCCCCAGCGGAGGCUGAGUGAAAGCUACACAUGGGGCAGAGUCAAAGAACUAGUGAGGAAAACUAAGCUGAGGAACCAUAGCAGACUGGGACUGAGCUCCACCUCACUGAAGAUGUCCUGUCCACAACUGUACAGGCCUGAUCUGGGACCAGUAGAACCUGCUGGCAGAAACAGGAACUCCAUGAUUGCCCUGGGCCAGCAGAGCAAGUUGGACUUCCCUUGGCUACAAUAAACAUCCAGAUCAGAUCCAGAUGGCCUCACAUGGGAGGAGAAGGAGGACACAACACAGGGGAGAUGAUUCAAGACUGGGGAAGAAACAGUGAAGAAGAAAAUGGAGGGAAUGAAUAAGAGAGAAGAGCAUGAGGGAAUUAAAGGAGAGGAAUCUCGUAUGAGGGAUUCAGUUGUUGCACGUGAGGGAACAUGAGUGUUUAUUUGAGACUUGUUAAAUGUAUAUCACAGUGAAACUUAGAAGUCUGAUGUUCUCAUAUAAAAUAAUCAAGAUGGGGCUAAUUAUAUACAUCUAAAACGAUCUAAACUGUGACAUACUGCAUUAUACAUGUUGAUAUAUUUACAAUAGGAUAGGUUUCCAUUAGAGCGCUGCAAAAACUGUAACAAUCCAACUAAUGUGAAAUAUAAACAUAUUUCAUAUUUUUCAUUCUGUAUUUAAGUUUGUAAAUGUGUUAUAGACAGACUGCUUUGUAUAUAGUGUGUGUAUAUGUGUGUGUGUAUGUGCGUGUGGUGUUGUAUAACUGGGGUGCAUGCAGAGAUAAUGUGUAUGACGUGUUCCAGUGUGUGGAUCAUACAUCAUGUUAAGGUAUGGGCUGAGGAUAACAUGUCAGAUAGAAACCACAGCCUCACUGCAGGCUACUGUCUCCUCUUAUGUAACCUUUCAAAAACUCUCUUCCAUCAAACAGCAGCCUGCCUUAACAUUCACUUUUUUCAUUCUCAUCCCAUAAACUCUGAUUAUAGGAGGCUGCAGAGGAACAUCAAUCUCUUGAUAUAACUAGAAUACAUAUAACUAGUGUGUUUAAUAACAUGCAAAGCUUGAGUUUGCCACAUUAAGCGCUCUGAUUUAUGUUCUGUGCCAGUGUUGCGUCACUGGAAUUCUCUUGUCUUGUCCCAGAUAACAUGGAGUCAUGAGUUACAGUAGCAGAAAAGAAAAGUUGAUGAUUUCUGAAAUUGUGUAAAGGCCUCAUAAAUUGGAAUCAUAAACAUUGAGUAUAAGCCCAAAUUUUUCUCUCAAGCAGAAACAAUUUCAAUGAAUUCACAUCUGCAUCCAAGCAAUCACACCACCUCAACAAUCUGCAGUAUGUUCAGUCUUAACACACCUUUGAAGCUAACCCAGUUUGAAAUUGGUGAUAAAGGGGCUAUUUGCUAGCACAGUCCUGUUUUUCAAGGUUGCACUGCAGCUUGAUCUAUGUACAUUAAAGUCAUUAAAUUGAAUACUGCAUAGCUGAUAUUUCUGCCAUUUUUUGUGUAGUUUAAGAAACAAAAUGAUGUGUAACUCCUGACUUGUCAUGACUUGUAAAGCUGCACUCAGCAGGACAUCCAAGGAAAAUAUGUCAGUGCAAAAAUUCAGUGAUUCAGAGCAAAAGCAGUGAGUGAUUAGCUUUAAGGAUGGAGACUUGGUAAUAAUAAAAAAUAACAAGAAUGACCUUUUCUCUACAGAGUAACCAGAGAAAAAAAAAAAGUUUUUGAAUGCCAAAUUUUGUUAGGACAAGGCUUUCCACGAACUGCCACAGCAACAGAUAUAGUAAGUAGCAGCUGCUCUGUUGUGUAAGACAAAGUGCUUCCAACACCACAAGACAGCAUUUCAGUUCUGAUUAAAGGUGGAAAUGCUUCAGAAAUAUUGUCUAGGUAUUAUAAUACCAAGGGAUGCUCCAUAGUACGCUAUUCUAAUGAACUCCAAAGUGGUAAAAAAAUGUAUUUACUGUAUACUGUACAAUAAAAGUGUAUUCCUCUUGUGUCUGAUCAGUCAGCAGAAGGAGGGAUGUAUGUAGAAUUUUGUAAGGCAACAAGAACUGUUUGUGUGUAAAUUAUAGCUGAUGUUUCUGUGUAUGACGUCAGACAACUGUAUCUGUAUCUUUAUUGUAUGUUUCAGUAUGCACCAAUAUUCAAAUUUAUUUUUCAAAAUAAAGUUAAAUCAAAAGUA
Thunnus maccoyii (southern bluefin tuna) is the source of this 3757-nucleotide messenger RNA. RefSeq lists its product as uncharacterized. Lineage: Eukaryota; Metazoa; Chordata; Actinopteri; Scombriformes; Scombridae. Bases 266 to 1837 code for a protein of 523 amino acids. The transcript has 8 exons. The record is from RefSeq and is a predicted model, not a curated record.